Arctia plantaginis is the source of this 1416-nucleotide messenger RNA. Lineage: Eukaryota; Metazoa; Arthropoda; Insecta; Lepidoptera; Erebidae. The record is from the annotation of a GenBank genome assembly.
AUGGAUAUGUUAAGUGAAUUAUAUUAUAAGAGUGUAACCGAGAACGAACGGAAUCUACAGUUUUGGGAUGAGUAUUUACAAAAUCUCAAAUCAUUAAAUUUUAAUGAAUAUAGGGAUAAGCUUAAAGUUCCUGUCCUUGUGCCAAUAGGAAGCAGAAUAUUGUUUAAAGGCGAACUUAAACAUACUAACGAAAUAACCGUGGCUCUUGGUGCCGAUUACUUUGCGAAAUGCUCUUUGGCACAAGCAGAAAUACUCAGGCAGCACAGAAUAAGGGUGGUACAGGAGAAGGUUGAUGCAUACAAUAAAGAAAGAGAUUACCUACAAAAUCAGAUAGCCUUUACCAAACUAAAUGUAUAUGAAGAGCAAGGUGAAGAAAUAAUAGAAUACCACACAGAGGUAGAAGAUAAAGCUUGGAGGAUAAAACAUAUACAAAAUGUAAAAGAAUAUAUGCAAAGGAGAGCAAAAGAAAAAGAAAAUGAACACCAUAAAGAUGAUGUUACAGAUAAAGAGUUAUUUGAAAGAUUAGAAGAACUGGAACUACAAGAAGAAUUGCAAAGUGAACUAAAUAAUAUGAAUGAUGACAAUUUUAAUCUAUCAAAAGUAAAGGAUCAGAAAGUAGAACCUUUAGUUGUAAAGGAAGAAGAUAAUCUGAAUUUCAGUAAAAUGAAAGGAGAACCAAAUCAUAAUAUAGAUGAAGUAAAGUUACAAAAAGAAAUUAAUAAUAAAAAUGUUUCUUACAAUGAAUCUAAAGCUCCUGAACAACGGUCAAAACUAGAUUUACUUCAGCAAGUUAUAGACAGGCAGAACGACCUGGACGAAAAGUUGCAUGAACUUAAAAACAGAGAAAGGAGUCAAUGCAAAACUAAACAAGAUUUAAUAUCCAGGUUAGAUGAACUGGAACAACUGGACGAACUUGAAGAUGAAAUGGACAGACUAGAUGACAUAAUUGAAAAUGAAGAUGUUGAGGUUAGUGAAGAGGAGGAAACCAGUAAAUCUGAAGCAGCCAAGCUGGAACGAAGAGUUUCUUUUGUGGACGAUGAUGACUGUGAAACUCUAAACUUAACUUUUAAACAUAGUAAAGUAGCACCAAAUAAUGAACCUUAUGAUCCACAGAAAGGUAUACAGAAACCCAGUGAUAUUUAUGAAGCACAUGCUAAUCUUUUCGGGAAUGGUAUCACAUCUAUCCUUAAAAAGUCAAAGUAUGCAAGUGAUGAUUUAGAACCUGACAAAGUUACAUCAAAGCCAGUGGACGAAGUUAAAAAGACAACACGGGUGCAGACUCAACAGCCUGUGCGGGAAACACCAACAAUUAUUGUAAAAGAUAUUAUAGAAAAAGUGGGGCAAAAUAAUAACAAAAUACAAAAAGAAACAAAACCCAUAAGUUUAUUUAAAAAGAAAAGGAUGCAAAAUAAAUGA